UUUCUUAUCACUUUUCCACUUUCCCCUCCAAAAAGUAGACGAAAAAAUAAAAACAACCAAAUGUUUUCCCGAAAGUGUUUUCCUCUUUUUAUCCAAUUUUCCAACAGAUCCUUUUGUGCAUUCUCAUCAAUUACUCCCGAAAUUCGUAUUGUCGAAGUCGGACCUCGAGAUGGCCUUCAAAAUGAGCCAACCAUUCUGCCAGCUUCAACUAAAAUCUCACUCAUAAACCAAUUAUCUGAAACUGGCUUACAAACAAUUGAAGCUACAAGUUUUGUUAGUCCAAAAUGGGUACCCCAAAUGGGUGACAAUACCGAAGUCCUAAAAGGAAUCAAACGAAAAUCAGGAAUUUCUUAUCCUGUUCUAACACCGAAUAUGAAAGGUUUUGAAAGUGCUCUCUUAGCUGGCGCUGAAGAGGUUGCCAUUUUUGGGGCAGCUUCAGAUUCUUUCUCUCGCAAGAAUGUCAACUGCUCCGCAGCUGAGAGUAUCGAAAGAUUUCGACCAAUUAUUGAAGCGGCUAAAAAAGCCAAUGUCAAGGUCAGGGGCUAUGUGUCCACUGUGAUUGGUUGUCCAUAUGAAGGACAAAUUGAUCCGAAGGCAGUGGCCAAAUUUGUUGAUAUUAUGUUUGGGAUGGGUUGUUAUGAAAUAUCGUUGGGUGAUACAAUUGGAGUUGGGACUCCAGGUACAUUCCGAAAGAUGCUCGAUGAAGUUGUUAAAGUUGUUCCAGCGAAGAAGUUGGCUGUGCAUUGUCAUGAUACUUAUGGACAAGCACUUCCAAAUAUUCUAACUUCUCUUGAUUAUGGCAUUUCUGUUGUUGAUUCAUCGAUAUCGGGAUUGGGUGGUUGUCCAUAUGCUAAAGGAGCAUCUGGUAAUGCAGCUACAGAAGAUGUUGUUUAUAUGUUACAUGGAAUGGGCAUUAAGACUGGUAUUGAUUUGGACAAACUUAUCGAUGUGGGGAAAUUCAUUUGCUCGGAAUUGGGAAGACAAUCGGAGUCGAAAGUUAAUCGAGCUUCAAGGAGAUAAAAUAAGUUUGAUUUGAAAUGGGCAAAAAAGGGGCCGAUAGAGAUUGAAUUGUAAAAAUACUGUGAAAAAAUGCAUUUAUUUUGUUUAAACAAAGUUUUUUUUUGUAAUAUGUUUAUUAAUAAAGGAAUUUUUGAGAAUUGGUAUAAA
Episyrphus balteatus (marmalade hoverfly) is the source of this 1167-nucleotide messenger RNA. Its product is annotated as hydroxymethylglutaryl-CoA lyase, mitochondrial. The record is from RefSeq and is a predicted model, not a curated record. Gene Ontology annotation, molecular function: hydroxymethylglutaryl-CoA lyase activity. NCBI's taxonomy places the organism in Eukaryota, Metazoa, Arthropoda, Insecta, Diptera, Syrphidae. Gene Ontology annotation, biological process: L-leucine catabolic process; ketone body biosynthetic process. The transcript has 3 exons. Bases 61 to 1020 code for a protein of 319 amino acids.